Cylindrotheca closterium is the source of this 729-nucleotide messenger RNA. NCBI's taxonomy places the organism in Eukaryota, Bacillariophyta, Bacillariophyceae, Bacillariales, Bacillariaceae. The record is from the annotation of a GenBank genome assembly.
AUGGCCGCAGCAUACGAGAGUCCAUGGCCUCGCACUGUCCAGCCCAACAGGAGCCACUGGAAGGUGUGGCAGGAACACCUUACUCGAGCACUACUUGUCUCUGACGGACCCCAGCACCUCCUGCGUCAUCCUCUGGGCCCAUGGAUCGAUCCUCUCGACAACUGGAACUGGUUAUGGUCUUCUUCCCACGGAUUGUUCCACCGCCAGGGCCACAGGUGGCAACACUACCGUCACCGUCGCUCCUCCACACCGAGCAUUCAAUGGGACUAUCCCCGUUCUACGCAAUUGUCCGGGUGCAAACGACCACAUAACAAGCAUACCGACAACGGCGUCAGCUUCUUGCCAGCCCCCUUUUGGACCCAACCACUCCCAGCUGACUUGUGCCAAGCUACCGUCCACAUUACGCCUUCGCUAGGCACUCUAGCCCUCACCAGCAUUGGGACAGCACCGCUGCAGCCGCAUCACGACUCUCAACCGUCCUUGCUGGCCGCCUGGAUGGCCGCCUCAGCCAGGGUGACCGAGUAUGUUGGCUGGACCCCUGAAGAAAUUGAGAUCGAUGGCGACAAAAGCCUCCUUGCUGCAGCCCUACUCGAAGUCCGGCUGUGUGUGAUCAGCGACGGUUCUUAUAAGCUCGGUCUGGGCAUGGCAGCGGUUCAACUGCUUCCACGUAAGGGUGGCACGGAAUGUAUGAUUGUUCGGUGCCAGACUCCAGGUCUAACUGAUGACUAG